Molecule: messenger RNA, 1327 nt
Organism: Prionailurus viverrinus (fishing cat)
Lineage: Eukaryota; Metazoa; Chordata; Mammalia; Carnivora; Felidae
Exons: 6
Coding region: 629-1327 (232 amino acids)
Source: RefSeq, a predicted model, not a curated record
CGAUGCCUACUACGUCCGUCACCUCACUUCAUCUUAUCACGUGGGCAUUUUAUCAUCUCCCAUCAUCAGUAGAAGAAUGUUUUGGGAUACAGAAAGAAAAUGAAGAUGGAUGCAAUGAAGAGCACAGACGGGAGAUUUAUGUCAAAGGGGUGUGACGCCGUUACCUCAGACUGAAGGGAGAGGUGUGCUAUAGAGAGAUUUCUGGGAAUCCAGAAGGACGCGUGAGGUGGUGCCUCAAACCUGAUGCUCAUUGGAAAUUGGUUGAGCUUUCUGAGCAUGAGUGCUGGGAUGACAACUUGAAGAGCUUUAUAUGGAGGAUCAAAUAACAUCAGAAAACUUUCAUACUUUAGGAUACAGCAGAAACACCACAGAAUUGGAAUCAGAAAAUUGGGUUUUAAAUUACAAUUUGUUCCUCUGAACAAUCUGGGAAAACUGCUUAGCCUAUCUGGACCUCAGUCUCUACUUCUGUAAAAGAGUUGAAUAGUGUUCCCCUCCAAAUUCACAUUCUAUCCAGAACCUGUGGAUGUGACCUUAUUUAGAAAUGAUGUGUUUGCAGAUGCAAUCAAGUUAAGACGAGAUCAUACUGUAUUAGAGUGGACACUUGUCCAAGAACUGGUGUCCUUAUAGGAUGAGGGACAUUUGGAAACAAACAUACAGGAAUGUCAAGUAUUGCCAGCAACCACCAGAAGCUAGAAGAGAACUCCCUACCCUGCAGCCUCAACCUGAAGCAUCAGGUGAGAAGCCCUCUUCUACUUCAAGCUCAGACCCAGGAGACAGCAGCCCUACUCCUUUCUGGCUCUGUAAACUGAGGGGUCAUCAAAAGAGACGGGUCAACGCUGGACAAGAUGCAGCCAGUGGGAGAAGGCAGGGUUGGAAGGACCAGGGUGAAAGGAUCAGAGAAGGCAUCAAACCCUCUGGUACUCAAAGGGAGAAGAUUUUCCCAUUUACUUGUCAAUCUCAAUGGUUGAUGAAAGUAUCCAGGCCCAGACUGUACAGAGCUGAGAGUGACUCCAGGAGCUCAUCAUGCAGAUUAAAUGGACUUCAUGAAGAACUUACUGUGCAAUAUCUUUGCUUGCACCCGUUGGCUGCUAAUCAGCUUCUUGGACCUCACCACUUUGCACACUCCUCCCCAGCCACUCAGAUUUCUCCUCUGUCACAAGGAGGCCUGUUCCUCCAUGUCACAGCACGUUUUGCCAUUGAUACGAUACUUCCACCUACUUCAUCUCAUUUAAUUUCAGACAAACCCUCUGUGGCAGGGCGAUACUUAGAACAUUCAACAGGGAUACUUAAGAUUUGUGGGGAUUUCAAAGUUGCCAACCUCAAAUAG